Messenger RNA from Daldinia vernicosa, 591 nucleotides. RefSeq lists its product as uncharacterized. The record is from RefSeq and is a predicted model, not a curated record. Bases 1 to 591 code for a protein of 196 amino acids. Lineage: Eukaryota; Fungi; Ascomycota; Sordariomycetes; Xylariales; Hypoxylaceae. Gene Ontology annotation, molecular function: metallopeptidase activity. The transcript has a single exon.
AUGGAAUGGAACAUAGGCAAUGUCGGCAUACGGUUCCAGGACGUUCCAGACGACCAGCCAGCCUUGUUCCGCCUUACGUACAUGAGCUACGAUAGUAGACACCCCACUGCUUUAGCCGCGACUUUCUUGCCGGGCGUACUUGGCGACCAGCGACUAUAUGUGUAUCAAUCAUGUUUCGGAGAGCUGUACGUGGAGCGUAUGACCACUGCCUUUUGCCACGAACUCGGGCACAUCCUCGGGCUACGGCACGAGUCUGCGGAAGAGGAUGCGGAUGAGAUGACGCCAUGUUUCCCGUCGUAUCUGCUUGGACGGCGCAAUCGCUUCUCGAUUAUGACCCGUUCCCUACAUCCAAAUAUAUACCGCAUCCAUGAGGAGGACUAUGCUGGUGUGAGACGCUUCUACGGUGCUCGUGCUGACGAAUUUCGUGGAUACAGAAUCAUAGACAGAGACCCGAAGGUCUAUGAGAAGAAGCUAUGGGGAACUUACGGUAGAACUGUAUUUGGGAGUUAUGCCCUACUUCGUUGGUUACGGAUUUCCCUGGUGGAUAUAAUUUACCUUUACGUCGAACGGGUGAGAGAUACUUAUCAAUGA